AUGGCACGGGGUGGCCUUCGCAAAUCACGAAUCCCCACUGGCGCUCUUGGCGUCCUCCCUAGGGGCCCCCGGAGGCAAUCCAAAACAGGCCUCGACGACGCAGCGGGCGGCGUGUUUGGGGAGACGGGGGGAGGCGUGUGGACGAGGUUGGCCCUGCAAAGCGACAGCGGCGACUGCUUGGCGCCGAGCCGUCUCAGCGCCGGAAGCCAAGAGAACAGCGGGCAAGGUGGGUUUGCCACGGAAGGUUUUGGCGCAUUCUCUGAUUGCUGUCCCGCCGCCCAGAGAUUCCAGGGUCAGGGUGGCUGGCAGGCGGCUCCUUUAGGGGAGCCGACGCGAGGUGAUGUCGUCGACGUCGACGUGCACGAGCUGACUUCCAUAUCAGGUGCCUCCCAGAACCGCCUGUGGGGAGAGGAAAGAGAAUGGACGGCCCGAGUUUGGAGAAACGGGACGAACAGUUGGAGAAACGGGACGAACAAGUUUGUGGGCGGCGCAUUGGAGAAGCGGGACGAACAGUUUGUGGCGGCGCAUUGGAGUCGAAAGUGCGCAAGCGUCCGCAGCAACUUAGAACGCAGCCAGCGUCGAAGCUACUGGAGCGCCGUUUCGAGCCUGGGAUGGGAUAUAGCGUACCCCAGCGUGACCCAGUGGCCCGUGCAGUUCUGCACUGCCUCCCGGGUCCAGCUCGAGGCUGUAAACAAGCCUGGGCCCAGUCGUUCAAGCUUUGGCCCUGGCAGCCGUUUGACUUGGCGCGAUGGGGUCUUCGCUAGGCCCCACCCGCUAGGCCCAAAAUGGACGGGCUACCGGUGUCAGGCCCCUGCCACAACCUCUCUUGAGGAGCAAAAUCAGGCCACUUUCUCUCUUCCCUCCUCUCUGCUGUCCGCCUUCGACUCCAAUAUCGGCCAGCCCAGGCCUUGCCUGCCCCUAGCGCCCCCCCCCCCCACGCGCCCUCGCCGCCGGCCCCCGCGGCCUUCGAUCAUGUCACCAGCACCAGCACCGGGAGCCACCUGCCAUGCUGCCUGGAUCCCCCCCUCGCUAGCCGAUCUUGAUCGAAGCUGA
Gaeumannomyces tritici R3-111a-1 is the source of this 1053-nucleotide messenger RNA. RefSeq lists its product as hypothetical. The transcript has 3 exons. The record is from RefSeq and is a predicted model, not a curated record. The coding region runs from base 1 to 1053 and encodes 350 amino acids. Lineage: Eukaryota; Fungi; Ascomycota; Sordariomycetes; Magnaporthales; Magnaporthaceae.